UCAGGGUUCUUCAGCAUGUUGAAGCAUUCGCUGAUGCAUAGGGAUGAUCUAUAUAUUUUGUCUGAUCGGCAUGAGGGAAUUAUUAGUUCCGUGCGUUCUGUAUUUCCCCAUGCGCAGCAUGGUUACUGUGUUUACCAUAUAUUGGCUAAUUUGAAAACAAGAUUUCGUGGCACGCAAAAAACUGUGUCAUGGAAGUUUUUGCAGGCUGAUCGUGUUGGAUCUGUGUACGAGUGUGAAGAGUACCUUCAAAUGCUUGACAGUGAGGAUCCACGCAUUCGUACGUAUUUAGAGUGGAUGGGCCAUGACAAAUGGUCUCGUGCUUAUGCUAGUUGAAAUUGGUACUCGGUUAUGAUGUCAAACAACGCGGAGUCAUUAAAUGCAGUUAAUGCCACUCCCCGAGAAUACCCAGUAUGUAAGUUGAUAGAGUUUAUUGUUGCACGAAUGCAAAAAUGGUUUUGUGAACAGCGAGACUCUUCAGCUUCAAACAAUUGUCGUUUAUCUGCACACUUUGAAUCUGAACUAGUUGUUUUACAAGCUAUGGCGGCCGUCAUGACAGUCAAACCGUCAUGUGCUUUUGAGUUUGAGGGUUUGAUAAGAGAUCCCGCUCUUAUGUUGUCAACUUGAAGGAGCGCACGUGAAAAUGUCUUGAAUUUCAGCUUGAUGGGUUCUUAUGUGUACACUCCGUUGCACCUAUUCGCUCCCGCCCAGUACUUUCUUGCUAUGAUUACAUUAUAGAAUUCUAUACAGCACAUCAUUGGGCACAAACAUACCGCGGUAUUAUUCAUCCUAUUGGGAGUCCAAAUGGUUGGAUGGUACCUUCACAUGUUAAAAAAAUCACUUGCAUCCCCCCAUCAUGUGAAUCGCGACCUCCUGGAAGGCCGAAGAAAAGAAGAAUUCCUUCUACAGGUGAACAUGUUCGGAGUCAAAAAUGCACUCGUUGCCUCAUGGUUGGACACAAUAGAAAGACGUGUAGACUUCCUAUUCCGCUACACAUGCGUUAAAAAAUGUUUUUAUUUGUUGUUAUCAUUCGAGCAUUUUUGCGAAUGCAAUCACAUACACUUGUUUUGAUUUCUGAACAUUUCC
Cuscuta europaea is the source of this 1083-nucleotide messenger RNA. The record is from the annotation of a GenBank genome assembly. NCBI's taxonomy places the organism in Eukaryota, Viridiplantae, Streptophyta, Magnoliopsida, Solanales, Convolvulaceae.